AUGAUCCCCCUCCCCCUCCUUACCCGCCAGCCCCAGCACUCCCGGCGCCGCCAGCCCCGGCACUCCUGGCGCCCCCAGCCCCGGCACUCCCGGUGGCCCCAGCCCCAGCACCCUCAGUCCCUGAUGCUGAGGCAGUGGGGCCGGCUCCAGGACCUGCCCAGGGAACUCGGCGCCGCCGAGGGGCCACCUUGGACCCACCGGCUAACCAUCUAUCGCCAGGCUCUGGUGGCAGGUCUCCGUGGGGCCGCAAGACGCCCCACCAAUUUGGCCAAGAGUAGCCAACCGCUGUUUGCUUUUGAGUGGAAGGACCCCUCCACAGGAACUACUGGACAAUUGACCUGGACUCGCUUGCCACAAGGAUUCAAGAAUUCACCUACCCUCUUCGACGAGGCUUUACACCAGGACUUGGCCUUUUACCGAGCCUCCAACCCACAGGUAACCUUGUUACAAUAUGUUGAUGACUUGCUGAUAGCCGCCCCUACACAAGAAGUCUGCCAAGAGGCCACUGAAGCCCUUUUGACUGAACUUGCUAAGCUGGGGUAUAGAGCAUCUGCCAAAAAGGCACAGAUCUGCCAACAACAAGUGACUUAUUUAGGGUAUUCCCUGAGAGAAGGGAAAAGGUGGCUUACUGAAGCCCGGAAGCAGACUGUGACGCAGAUCCCGGUUCCUACUACUCCGCGCCAAGUCCGCGAAUUUCUGGGAACAGCAGGGUUCUGUAGAUUAUGGAUACCCAGAUAUGCCACCUUAGCCGCCCCCCUGUACCCCCUAACCAAAGGGGCAGCCCCGUUUGUUUGGGGACCUGAACAGCAACAGGCCUUUGAUGAGAUCAAGAAGGCCCUCCUGUCGGCACCCGCUCUGGCCUUGCCAGACGUGACUAAGCCGUUCGUCCUUUUUGUGGAUGAACGGGGUGGAGUGGCUCGGGGAGUGCUGACCCAGCAAUGGGGACCUUGGAAGAGACCUGUCGCCUAUUUGUCAAAAAAAUUAGACCCAGUAAGUAGCGGAUGGCCUGCCUGUUUGAGAGUAGUGGCGGCCGUGGCCCUCCUAGUUAAAGAUUCUGACAAACUGACACUGGGACAGAAACUUACUGUGGUUGCUCCGCAUGCGUUGGAGAGUGUAAUUCGGCAGCCACCCGAGAGAUGGAUGUCGAAUGCCAGAAUGACUCACUACCAAACCUUACUCCUGAAUCGUGAUCGUGUGGAGUUUGCCCCCCCUGCCAUUCUAAACCCGGCCACUCUGCUUCCUGAUUCGGGGAAGGAAGUGCUUCAUACCUGCCAGGAAAUCCUGGCUGAGGAGACAGGCACCCGCCAGGACUUGCAAGAUCAGCCCUUAGGAGGACCGGGACUCCUGACUUGGUAUACGGAUGGAAGCAGUUACAUCAUAGAUGGUAAGAGAAUGGCUGGAGCUGCAGUAGUAGAUGAUGACCGGAUUAUAUGGGCCAGUGGACUCCCAACGGGCACCUCUGCACAGCGAGCAGAACUCAUCGCCCUGACUCAGGCCCUAAGGAUGGCAGAAGUAAACGUGAGCAAAAAUCAAGCAAUAUCUGGAAAAAGACUUCGAAGAGAUCGCCCAGGAGCUUAUUGGGAAGUUGACUUCACUGAAAUUAAGCCUGCUAAGUAUGGAUAUAAGUACCUUCUAGUUUUCCUAGACACAUUUUCAGGAUGGACAGAGGCGUUCCCCACAAAAACUGAGACAGCCCAGACGGUGUCUAAAAAGAUCCUUGAAGAGAUAUUUCCCAGAUUUGGGAUCCCAAAGGUAAUCGGCUCCGACAACGGCCCUGCCUUUGUUGCCCAGGUUACGAGCCUUGGAGGCUGUGCAGAAAGAGGUGUGGGCCUCCAUCAAGGAAGCCUAUCGGCCAGAGGACCUCUCAGUGCCUCACCAGUUCCAGGUGGGAGACCCCGUCUACGUGAGAAGGCACCGGACAGGAAACCUCGAGCCACGGUGGAAGGGACCUUUCAUCGUCCUCCUGACUACUCCCACAGCUGUGAAAGUGGACGGCGUCUCUUCCUGGAUACACGCUUCACAUCUAAAGAAGGCACCCCCGUCGGACUCGGACUGGCGAGUAACUCGGACUGAUAAUCCUCUUAAGCUUCGCUUGUGUAAAAGGAACUAUGUUGUUAGUAAUUCUAAUGCUCCUGCUGUUUCCAACCCCCCAGAGCCUUAAUCCUCAUGUCCCUUAUCUGCUUACCUGGAAAGUAGGAAAUGGGCAGACCCAAGAAGAGUAUAAUCACACCACCCAUAUUGCCCCUUUGGGCACUUGGUUCCCGGACUUAUAUUUUAAUUUAGAUAAAGUAGCUGACAUAGACGGGAUGGGAGGAGGAGACUGGCGGAAAAAGCAACGCCGAGUCUCUGUAAGUAGGAAUGGAUUUUAUGCAUGCCCAGGGUUUCGAACGGGAGCAGAAAGACAGAAGUGUGGAGGAAUUGAGUCCCUCUACUGUGCACAAUGGAGCUG
This is a messenger RNA of Manis pentadactyla (Chinese pangolin), 2449 nucleotides long. RefSeq lists its product as uncharacterized. Bases 1 to 2073 code for a protein of 690 amino acids. The transcript is spliced from 5 exons. Gene Ontology annotation, molecular function: nucleic acid binding; RNA-DNA hybrid ribonuclease activity. Gene Ontology annotation, biological process: DNA integration. The record is from RefSeq and is a predicted model, not a curated record. Lineage: Eukaryota; Metazoa; Chordata; Mammalia; Pholidota; Manidae.